Molecule: messenger RNA, 700 nt
Organism: Aspergillus wentii DTO 134E9
Lineage: Eukaryota; Fungi; Ascomycota; Eurotiomycetes; Eurotiales; Aspergillaceae
Exons: 2
Coding region: 1-333 (110 amino acids)
Source: RefSeq, a predicted model, not a curated record
AUGGAUAGUGAUGGUGCAGUGGCAGGAACUGAGCUUGUUAUAGAGACGGAAAAGAAAAGAUUGACUGUGCUAUAUCUUUGCUCAAGUCCACAUCCACACGAACAGGAUGAACAAAGUGCUAUUAGCGACGACGAAGACAACGACCUGGACUCGCACUCGGAAGGAACGACAUCCCCUAGAGAGCUGUCAUAUUCCAAACACCCCGAUCAUCUAAAGAAUAAGUUCCUGGAUCGCCUUGCUGAGAUAUUUGCUCGCCAGAAAAGCAUCCGCAGCUCGAAGGCACUCAAGUCAAACGAUGCUCACCAUGUUACGGCUUCAGCGUUGUCUUACUAAAUUGGAAACAUGGUCGUGUAUCUAGCUAAUAAUAACGGGUUCGAUGAACAUGAUAGAAAGGUAAUAGCAAGGCUUCAGACCUGGCUUCGAGCGAUAUCAGCCUGUGGACAACGUCCGGAAUUUACUGGUUGUUUGAUGGGAAAGUAUUGGUGGAGCACAAUCACAGUCAAAUCCUUUUUUACAUCCGGGAAUUCAUCCAGAAAAAGGAUAUUAUGAGACUUCAAACGGAUAACACGGAAUUACCGAUGCUGCUAAGGCACUGUUAUUCUUUCCAUCAGGACGAGAGAGACGAUGACCUAUUAAGCUCGGUCCUGAAAUUAUCCUACGCGCUGUAAAACAAAUUAGUUCCAAUGUCUAAUGGAAUGAC